This is a messenger RNA of Triplophysa dalaica, 1725 nucleotides long. It is a transcript of the gene egr2a, whose product is annotated as early growth response 2a. Gene Ontology annotation, biological process: regulation of transcription by RNA polymerase II. Gene Ontology annotation, molecular function: DNA-binding transcription factor activity, RNA polymerase II-specific; RNA polymerase II cis-regulatory region sequence-specific DNA binding. The coding region runs from base 198 to 1385 and encodes 395 amino acids. The transcript has 2 exons. NCBI's taxonomy places the organism in Eukaryota, Metazoa, Chordata, Actinopteri, Cypriniformes, Nemacheilidae. The record is from RefSeq and is a predicted model, not a curated record.
UUUCACUUAUUGGUUAGCAGACACAUGAAGGGACCUGAUGGCUCGCGGAUUAAAACUAACAGAGCGAUGCGCGCGCUAAUGAUAAUCACACAGGUGAAUUAAAGCGCAGGAUCGCAUUUAUAGCAUCACUUACAUCAAACAUCUCUCUGAACAACUUGAGAAAAUUAACCAAGGUUUUUUCUAACAACAUCGAGAAUAUGACAGCAACAGCUAACACCGGGGAUAAAAUCACGACGUCGUUGAAUGAUUUCUUACGCUCUCUACCGUCAAACGUCUAUUCUCUGGAUGAGAUCCCCACAUCACUGUCUACAGGUUUCUCAGAUGUAGAAGUGGGGGUCUAUUCUGACCAGUUCAGUGAAGCGUCCGGAGGUGGCUUAAACCCCGAUAGUUUCGGCGUGGAGAAACGGGGCCUGGACCUGUCAGAGUCGAGCAAGUUCUCCUCGCACAGCGCGCCCGUCGCCUACACAGGGAAAAUUUCCAUCGACGCGCACGGAAGUUGGAAUCAAGAAGGAAUAAUCAACUUUGUCAGCGCAGGGGUGCAAGACAGGACAUCUUCCCCAGGAUCAUUCUCCACCGACUCUCCCGCUCCUACUGACCUUACGCCAGGCUGCUCCAAAAUAGGUCAAAACCUUCCCAACAUGGAACACAUGUACACAUCUCCUCCCUCUUACACCUGCACUGCCGAAGGUUACCAGGACCAUUCGGGCUACCUAUCGACCACCACGUGCCCCUUAACAUACGCCACAACGUCCUACUCAACUCCAAAGUCAACUAUUGACGGGGCGCUUUUUUCUAUCAUUCCCGAAUGCGGGGGCUUUUAUCAAACCACUAACAGCCAAAGGGACAUGGCUAUGUUUCAGGACAUUAAGCCAUUUUCACGGUCGUUGGAAUCUAUUCGCGUCCCCCCACCUUUGACUCCAUUGAACACGAUAAGAAAUUUUACACUGGCGUGUCCGCUAGACGCGUCUAGGCCACCUAUAGAUGCCCACCCUCAAAACGUCCCACUCAGGCCAAUAUUGCGGCCACGGAAAUACCCAAACCGACCGUGCAAAACACCGGUGCACGAGCGCCCGUAUCCCUGUCCGGCUGAGGGAUGCGACCGGAGAUUCUCUCGCUCGGAUGAGCUCACGCGACACGUGCGUAUCCACACCGGACACAAGCCGUUUCAGUGCCGCAUCUGCAUGCGCAGCUUCAGUCGGAGCGACCACCUCACGACUCACAUACGCACGCACACGGGCGAGAAGCCCUUCUCCUGUGACUUCUGCGAUAGGAAGUUUGCGAGGAGCGACGAACGAAGAAGGCACACAAAAAUUCACCAGAGACAGAAAGACAAAAAAGACUCUGUGACUCCACACAACUCGACCGCGGAUGGCAUACCGCUGUGAAAAUAAACCUGACCGGUUGUGGGUACAUGGUCCUGUUUUUAUUAUGGAACCGUCGUUACGUUUAUGCGCAUACAAAUAUGCGAAGGCAGCUUAUGACUUCAAUGUUAAAUGUAAUUUGUUGUAGUAAGCAGAAGAAUAGAAAAGUCCGUUAAAAGUGUACAUUUGUAAAGCACAGUUUUUGUUUUCAGCGUCUGUGAAGCAAUUGUGUCACCACUUCUGUCAUACGAUGGAAAAUUGUAGAUUACCACACUAAGGUAUUCACAAUGUUUACAUAGCUCCAUGAGUUCUCUUUUUAUUGAUAACUUUAGUUUGUGUUUGAAUAAACAGUGAUGAAUCGUGA